This is a messenger RNA of Oncorhynchus tshawytscha (Chinook salmon), 1031 nucleotides long. RefSeq names its product calcium uptake protein 3, mitochondrial-like. Gene Ontology annotation, cellular component: uniplex complex. Bases 19 to 945 code for a protein of 308 amino acids. The record is from RefSeq and is a predicted model, not a curated record. Gene Ontology annotation, biological process: calcium import into the mitochondrion; mitochondrial calcium ion homeostasis. The transcript is spliced from 8 exons. NCBI's taxonomy places the organism in Eukaryota, Metazoa, Chordata, Actinopteri, Salmoniformes, Salmonidae. Gene Ontology annotation, molecular function: calcium ion binding.
CUCAUCAUAGCAACAACAAUGGCCGCUUUUCGCAGACUGGCUUCAAUCGUAAACAGGUUAAAUGUCUGGUCCGCUCCGAGAAACGAGCUCCUCGGCGCUCAGACGACUACCGGAGGUAGGACACAGAGAUGCCUAGCUGUUGGGAUGUGUCUCGCAACCGGGGGAGCGGUGGCAUUUUAUUUUUACAACGACAUGUACAGUCAAAGAUGCAGGAAGAGGAUGGGAUAUCGCUUCAGUGGCCGCGACCUGCUCCCUGUCCUUUCCGCUGUAGAAGCACAGCAAAAGACGCGGCCGUUUGACUUUGAGGAAGGAGACGUGUACAUGUCGUCCCACGAGCAGCGCUUCCGUCUGUUCAGCUCAGUGGAAUAUGAGGGACAGCUCUACAUGACCCCACAGAACUUCAUCGAGUCUGUCACCAUGAGCGAGCCCCGGAACAAGAAGCCGUGGAUGUCCCUCACUAAACAGGAACUGGAGAAGAUCUUGGGAGAUACUCCAGCGGUGUGGCAGGGAACGUCCAAACUGUUCCGGAACCUACGGGAACGAGGCAUCAUCGCUUACACCGAGUAUCUCUUUCUGCUCUGCAUUCUGACAAAGCCCCACGCAGGCUUCAAGAUCGCCUUCAACAUGUUCGACGCUGACGGCAACCAGAUGGUUGACAAGAGGGAGUUCCUAGUGCUGCAGGAGAUCUUCAGGAAGAAAAAUGAGAAGAAGGGGAGGAAAGGAGAUGUGGAGAAGUCAGCUCAGCUGAGUAUGCAGCUCUAUGGAUAUCAGGUUGCUCCCAUCAACAGCGUAUGUAUCAACCCAACCGCGCCCAAAAUGGCACCCUAUUCCCUAUAUAGUGCACUACUAUUGUCCAAAAGUAUUGCGUUAGUGAAUAGGGAGCCAUUUCGGACACACCUGUGUACCUUUGUCCCUGAUCUAAACUCUGUAUAUCUAGAUCUAUAGAAAUAGAGUAAAAUAGAUAGAAAUCCAUUGAAAUAGACCUUCCUUGUGUUCUGGCUGUCUGUCAUAUUGACUGAGUGAUUGAUUGC